Molecule: messenger RNA, 1176 nt
Organism: Ogataea philodendri
Lineage: Eukaryota; Fungi; Ascomycota; Pichiomycetes; Pichiales; Pichiaceae
Exons: 1
Coding region: 1-1176 (391 amino acids)
Biological process (GO): mitochondrial L-ornithine transmembrane transport
Molecular function (GO): L-ornithine transmembrane transporter activity
Source: RefSeq, a predicted model, not a curated record
AUGGAACGACCGAGACUUACGGAAGACUUCUACAACAGUGAUACGGGAAUUAUUCGUGAUGACACAAACCCCUCGAACCAACAGCUCUCCAACCGCAACACCCAGGUGGUUUCGGCAUCGUCUGCAGGUAUCCGUGCUAUUUUGUAUCAAAUCACGUCGGCAUAUAUGAGAAAUCCUGCGAAGCUGUUCCGGCCGUCUCGUUUUGAUUAUCUUACCACUGCUCGUGCGCUUUUGCAUGGAGAGCUUGCGUCCAAACCGUGGAGUUUACGAACACAUUCAGGAAUAGCUUUGUUAUACCAAUCAAUCAAACGAGAAGGAUGGAAUUUCAUUCCGCGACAGGUUCUGCCCCCGAUUAUUGCCAAUAGUGCCAUUGGACUGAUCUUAUACUCGACAUAUCUGACGGUGUUGCAGCAGUUUAACAAGAAAAAUAUCAAAUCACUUGAAGACCCAAGACCGAUCGAUACAUUUAGAGCGGGUUUCAUAGCCGGUGCCGCUGCAAGUGUGGCAGCAUCUCCUAUCGACGCUCUUUAUGCCAGAUCCAGCUAUUCCGAGCUGGUCAAUGGAAAACAGAAGAGUCUCUGGGAGUAUGGAGUCUAUAAGUUGAGACAGAUCGGUCCUGUUGGAAUAUUUGCCGGAUUCAGUUUAAACUUCAUUAAAGAAAGUCUUGGGUUUGCGUUUUAUUUCUCAGUCUUUGAGCUGGUCAAAAACCAAGGCUACCAUAAAACAGAGGGAAUGAUUCAAUGGUACAGACAUUGGCGCUCAAAGCUGUUCCACACUCCUUCCAAUCCUCAGGAAAAUACCAGAUCUAUGAAAGUUCUAAACCUAGGAUUUAUUUUGUUGGCUGGUGCCAGUGCAGCUACCACCUUAUUGGCAAUCCAAUACCCGCUUAACAAGGUGCAACAAGUCCAUUUGUCUAGACUGGAAUCAUUAGACCUGUACAAUGAGGCUCAUCAGGUCGAUCGUCGCCGUUUUUUCAAGCUCUACUAUAAUUCCUACAUCGAAACCUUUGAAAUCAUGUUGCAACGGUGGCGCAAAUCGCAUCUCACGCUCUUUGGGUUCUGCUAUAGAGGCUUUUUCCGCUCGUCAUUCACAAGUAUUCCCGCCACCUCUAUUGGGCUGUUGGUCUUUGAGAUCUCGCGCCAACAGCUAAGUGAAUCUCCAAUUCUAGAAUCAUAA